AUGAAAAUCUCAAAGGUCGUUCCUCUAGCUUUUGCAAUAAUCAGCACAGCAGUUGCUAACCCCCGGGACGCGUCAGCUGAUCAAGCUAUAACUGUGCGAGAGGAGCUCGCUACUGGGGAACCUGUGCCUGAGACUGCGGAGGACAUUUGGGGCGAUCUCACUGGAGACAAUAACUGCCUCGGAUGCCAGGGGAUUUUACUGACUCUCCGGACAUUGGCCAAUUUUGGCGAUGACACUUUCGUCAGCGCUCUGCAGGCGCUAUGCUCUGCCACAUCUUCCGAAGAUAGGGACGUGUGCGAUGGGGCACUUGCCCUCGAAGGCCCCGUCAUUGCAGCCAGCCUGCACCAUCUCACACUGGGAGGCAAGACCGCCCAAAUCUUCUGCACGACCUUGCUGGGUCUCUGCAACUAUCCAGAGGUCGAGCAGUACGCGGUUCCGGUGAUACCCGAGAACGCCAUCGGUACGAUCCAACCCAUUUCCUCGGUCAACGCAACCCAGAAAUCCCCUCUUAAGAUCACCCAUUUCUCUGACAUCCACAUCGACCCCCUUUACGUCACCGGGUCAAACGCCAACUGCUCUAAGCCCAUGUGCUGCAGACCCUAUACUCCCGCGGAUGCGCCUGGCAACAAUGACUUUCCCGCAGGUCCCUUUGGUGAUCACAACUGCGGUGCCCCGUUGAGCCCUGAGCAGAGCAUGUCUAGCGCCAUCAAAGUCUUUUCUCCUGAUUUUGCGCUUUUCACAGGAGACAUCGUCGAUCACGCCAUCUGGAACACUACUGUUGAGCAGAAGACAGCCGAAAUCACCAUGGCACACCAGCAUAUGGCUGACACCGGUCUGUUGGUCUACGUGACAGUUGGUAACCAUGAAAUGCCUCCGGCCAACGCGAUUCCUCCUUCUCACCUCGGGAACAGUGCUCAAUGGCUCUACGACGUCGUUUCUGAGGCGUGGAAACGCUGGAUCGGUACCCCUGCAGAAGUGAAAGCCAUCGGAGCCUACUCAGUCAAACACCCCAAUUCCAACCUCCGCAUCGUCUCGGUCUCCACCAACAUGUGGUAUACACUCAAUUUCUGCCUUUACAAGGACGUCAAGAGAGACCCCAGCGACCAUCUUCAAUGGUUGGUAGGAGAGUUGGACGAGGCUGAGAAGGCAGGCGAAAGAGUCUAUCUUGUCGGACACAUGCCAAUGGGUACCUCGGAUGCACUCCACGACGGAUCUAAUUACUUUGACCAGGUGGUCAACCGUUACAGGUCAUCCAUCUCUGGCAUGUUCUUUGGUGGGUCUUUCGCCUGUUUACUUGUCACACUCACUUGGAUCACUUUCCAGAUCAGCUACUCCGAUUAUCAAAACCGCGACGCCUUAAAUGCCGUAGCCAUGUCUUAUAUCGCGCCGUCCAUGACCCCGCUGUCCGGAAUGCCAGCAUCCAGGAUCUACACAGUCGAUCCCGACACCUUCGGCAUCCUCGACGUCGACACCUACGUCGCCGACAUGGCUGACCCCGGGUUUCAGAACGGCCCGACAUGGAAGAAGUCGUACUCCGCCAAGGAAACCUUUGGUGCACUUCUCCAAAUACCCAUCUCGGCCGAUGCCGAACUGACCCCGGCCUUCUGGCAUAAUGUCACUGUUGCCCAACAGGAUCACCCGACCGCUUUCCAGGCUUACUGGUCCCGCAGGACCCGCGGCUGGAACAUGCCGGAGUGCAACGAAGUAUGCCGCAAGACGGAGAUCUGUCAACUCCGAGCCGCUAGGAGCCAGAACAACUGCUUCGUGCCAACGCCCGGCGCCUCGUUUGGGAUCCGUGCUGAGGAAGGUAGCGUGAAGAAGCCGGCCGAGUGUGACCGCUCUGUAGCCAGGGAGACGAUUGGUUCUUUGGCGGUGCGAAAGGGUCAGAUCGAGUUGCUCCAGAGCCUCAUCAGGGAGGAACAGGACCGGAUUUGA
This is a messenger RNA of Diaporthe citri, 1935 nucleotides long. RefSeq lists its product as uncharacterized. Gene Ontology annotation, molecular function: sphingomyelin phosphodiesterase activity. NCBI's taxonomy places the organism in Eukaryota, Fungi, Ascomycota, Sordariomycetes, Diaporthales, Diaporthaceae. The record is from RefSeq and is a predicted model, not a curated record. The coding region runs from base 1 to 1935 and encodes 644 amino acids. Gene Ontology annotation, biological process: sphingomyelin catabolic process. The transcript has 5 exons.